CUGCAACGUUUAAAGACAGACUUCCAAAGACGUAGAAGUCAUGGAUUGGAAAUUUCUCCAGGGUCUUCUUAGUGGAGUCAACAAGUACUCCACUGCGUUUGGGCGUAUCUGGCUAUCGGUGGUCUUUGUCUUCCGGGUGUUGGUCUUCGUAGUUGCCGCCGAGCGCGUCUGGAGCGACGACCAGGGACACUUCGACUGCAACACCCGCCAGCCGGGUUGCACCAACAUCUGCUACGACUACUUCUUCCCCAUCUCCCACAUCCGCCUCUGGGCUCUCCAGCUCAUCUUCGUCACCUGCCCUUCCUUCAUGGUGGUGCUGCACGUGGCCUACCGGGAAGAGCGGGAACGCAAGUACCGAGUCAAGCACGGCGAGGACACUCGGCUGUACGACAACACGGGCCAAAAGCAUGGCGGUCUGUGGUGGACUUACCUGAUAAGCCUCUUCAUCAAGACCACCUUCGAGAUCACUUUUCUCUACCUGCUCCACUACAUCUACGACAGUUUCAAGCUGCCCAGGAAGGUCCAAUGCGAUGUCAGUCCCUGUCCUAAUCUGGUGGACUGCUACAUAUCCCGGCCCACCGAGAAGACCGUUUUCACUUACUUCAUGGUGGGGGCGUCCGUCCUGUGUGUGGUGCUCAACAUCUGUGAGAUUUUCUACCUGAUUGCUUUCCGGGUGGUGAACCUCAAACACAGAGGCAGCGCCCACACCGCGUCUAGGAAGAGGCCACCGCUCCACCCUGGCACUGACUGUGAUGGCUGUAAGUCAUCUCUUACAUCAUAGCUGGAAACCUAGUAUAGGGUAUAAAUAUUAGU
Molecule: messenger RNA, 813 nt
Organism: Etheostoma cragini (Arkansas darter)
Lineage: Eukaryota; Metazoa; Chordata; Actinopteri; Perciformes; Percidae
Product: gap junction beta-3 protein-like
Exons: 1
Coding region: 41-781 (246 amino acids)
Biological process (GO): cell communication
Cellular component (GO): connexin complex
Source: RefSeq, a predicted model, not a curated record